AACGUAGUGCGCAUGUGUCACUUGUCAAAAAAUCACGAAAUGAGUCACGUCGAGAGCGCGAAAAGAAAAAACCAACCGGUGAAAGUCUACAUAAGGCAGAGACCAUUCAAUGACCAUGAGGUUUCAAUGGGUUAUGCGAACGUCACACAAUAUGUAACCCACAACGAACUCGCACUAAAAUCAGGACUUUGCGAGAAAAGGUACUUGUUUGAUCAAGUUUUUGGUCCCGAGACGUCACAGAAAGAAAUUUAUGAUGUUGUGGUGUCUCCCUUGAUCAGUGGUAUUGUAUCAGGGUACAACUGCACGGUUUUUGCUUACGGACAAACUGGAACCGGAAAAACUUACACUAUGGUGGGGAAUCAUAUCGAAACGCUGGAAGAAUCAACCAUCGGUUUAAUUCCAAGAGCAGCAACUCACGUUUUUCAGGAAUUGGACACAAUUGGGUCCAAAAUCGAAUACACGGUACGCAUUUCAUUUAUCGAAAUCUACAACGAAGAAGUACGCGAUUUGCUCGCAAGUACCGUGGUACCGGUGAAAAUUUUUGACGACCCUGAGAAUAAAGGUUCGGUGUUGAUGAAAGGGGUGAAAGAAGUGACUGUUUUAAAUCCGCAAGAAGUCUACGAUUGGGUGACUCUUGGAAUGACGGAGCGUCAAACGGCUUCGACUAACAUGAACCGAAACAGCUCGAGGUCACACUCGAUUUUUACCUUAUCUGUAGUCACGCGACAGGUGACAGUAGAUGGUGACGAGUUAAUCAAAAUCGGGAAACUGUACCUUGUGGAUUUAGCCGGUAGUGAGAAUUUAGGGCGCUCUGGAAGCACCGAAUUGAGGGCUAGAGAGGCCGCUAAUAUCAACAAGUCGCUACUAACCCUAGGAAAAGUUAUCAAAGCUUUGGCACUGAAAGCCCAACAUGUACCCUACAGAGAUUCCAAACUGACCCGAAUCCUCCAAGACAGUCUAGGUGGCAAAACCAAAACUUGCAUGAUCGCCACAAUUUCCGCCGCCGCUAACGUCUGGGACGAAACUUUGAGCACCCUGGACUACGCCCAAGUGGCCCGAAACGUCUCGAAUUGUCCCCAGGUGAACGAAAACCGCAAACAAACAACCCUUUUGAAAAAUUUGAAAGACGAGAUCGCCCGAUUACGAAAAGAACUAGCAAUCGCGCGAGCAGGAGAAGGGUUCUAUAUGAGUCGCGAGCACUACGACAGGUUGUGCGACAAUUUAGACGCGUUACGACGCGAAAUCAGCGACCACAAGACCCAGUUGACGCAACUAGAGAAAAAAAAUACACAGCUGCAACUAGAGAACAGUGUUAAAGACCAAGAGCUGCAAAAACUCGUCAGGUGUUACGACGACGUCAAACGAGACUUGGACGAAAAGAAUGACCGUCGCAAACGAGACGAAUCCGUGUUGGAGCAACUCGAAAAAAGAGAAAAACAGCUGAGUUUAGCCGCAAACGAGUUACGAAAAAUGUGCGAAGUGUCCAUCAAGCACGAGAUUUUGUUUUCGAAGAAGUACGAAAACCAGUGUCAGAUUAGUUUGAAGAAUGCUGAAGCUGCGAAGAACGUGUUUAGCGUUUUUGGGGAUUCGUUGAAAAUGUUUGAAAGUGUUACUAGGGAUCAUACGGAGCGCCAGAACGAUUCUUUGGGUGAAGUUCACGCCAGUGUGGCUUGUUUGAAGGAAAAUGCGUGGAAAAUGUGUAAGCGCUUGAGUGAGUAUUCCAAGGAAAUGGAAGACUGCGAUAAAGAAAAUGUUUGUAUUGACGAUAACGUGUUGGUUCAGGAUUUGGAAAAUUUGUUACCGGUUUGUGUUUCGUUUGAAAAUCAGAAACGAAUGGUUGAAGAUUUGGAAAAGUACAACGAAGCGAAGAUUGAAGAUGUGGAAUUGAUGACGACACGGUGUGUCAAUGCGAUUAAGCAAAUUUUGAACGACUACAUGUUGUGUGUUAAGGACGUAAUGAAUUGUCAGUCGUCGUUGAUCGAAAAAUUGAAGAACGGGAUAGCCAACGAUGAAGCGACUUCGACUCAAGUUUUUGAUAAUUACAAAGUUGCGACUGGUCAAUUUAUCAGAAGCUUGGUGGCGAAAAUCAACCAGAAGUUUGCGUCUCAAGUGGAUAAAUCUAAAGAGUUGAAAAAGCGAUAUUCGCAAGAAAUAGAAACAAUUAAGUGUCAGUUUACUACAGAAUCAGAAAAUAAGAUUAGUAGUAUAGUCGGUGGGCUUAUAGCUGCCGAAAACAACCAGACUAAGUUUGUUAACUCCAUCAGAGCUUUCUCUGAUCGAACACUGGAGAAAGUUAAGCGCGAAAUUGAUGACAAUGUUCGACUUGUGAUUCACGGAGGUGACACUCCGGGCAGACCGAACUACGUGUUUCCACAGACUCUGGAAACUAGUUUAUCGAAGUCUGUGUUGUUUGAUGAUUAAUUUAGUUUGAUUUGUAAUUUUAUCGUUUUUGAUUAUACGAUUUUGUUUCA
Molecule: messenger RNA, 2471 nt
Organism: Zophobas morio
Lineage: Eukaryota; Metazoa; Arthropoda; Insecta; Coleoptera; Tenebrionidae
Product: kinesin-like protein KIF11-A
Exons: 1
Coding region: 13-2421 (802 amino acids)
Biological process (GO): mitotic spindle assembly; spindle elongation; microtubule-based movement
Cellular component (GO): mitotic spindle; spindle microtubule; nucleus
Molecular function (GO): ATP binding; plus-end-directed microtubule motor activity; microtubule binding
Source: RefSeq, a predicted model, not a curated record